This is a messenger RNA of Amphimedon queenslandica, 1176 nucleotides long. RefSeq names its product ankyrin repeat and MYND domain-containing protein 2-like. The record is from RefSeq and is a predicted model, not a curated record. Lineage: Eukaryota; Metazoa; Porifera; Demospongiae; Haplosclerida; Niphatidae. The transcript has 11 exons. The coding region runs from base 9 to 1106 and encodes 365 amino acids. Gene Ontology annotation, molecular function: protein binding.
UCCUACAAAUGGCGACCAGUGCUCAGAAUGAAGCAGAGACAAAGCUCAUUUAUUUGUGCAGCAAAGAAAAUAAAGAGGUGGCUAAUAUAUUGACUGAUGUGAGAGAGAUACUGGAUGAUCCUUCAGUUAGAGUGGAUGCCACAGAUAAGGAUGGUAUGACUGGUCUGAUGCAUGCUGCUUUUGGUGGCAACGUCAAAUUAUGUAAAUUAUUAAUAGAGAAAGGAGCUGAUGUUAAUAGCAACCUACACUCACAAGGAUACACUGCUCUCAUGUUUGCCACAAUAUCAGGUAGUGCCCCAGUAGUUCAGUUACUGCUAGAGAAAGGAGCUAGUGUCACUGCUACUAACAAUGUCAAUAGAACUGCCGCUCAGAUGGGAGGAUUCGUAGGACAAAGAGAAUGUGUUAAUAUUAUUAAUGGAUACUUUCCUAUUGAGAGACUAAAAUACUACACGCAGCCACAAGGUGGGGGUCUUGAGACGAGUCCGAAGUUAGAUCCGGUAUUACUUGAACCACUUCAUUCAUUAAUUACUAAUAAUGUGAUACACCCAGUGAAAUUUGUUUUGCUAAUAAAAGAUAAAGAUCUCCACAGACAUCAGCAUCAGGUGUGCAGUGUAUUGAGGAUAUUGAUAGACAAAUCAUUUCAUGAAGACAAUGAACCUUUUUCAUUGAAGCUUCAUCUCAUUUGGUGUACAGUGAAAGAAUGUAAUACUACUGGAACUGAUGAGCUUCUGAAGAAAUUGCUACAACAAACUGAAGAUUGUAAAUCACUAGAAGUUGAGAAGUAUCUCAGAUUGUGCAUUAAAUCCUAUCCACACGUCCAUUCAGUUUUAUUUAAACAGUUAGUCCAAGUGGUUGCUGACACAUCCCUUGGAGAUCAACCUACCACACUAACACAAGUGAUUGCUGCCAUACAAGGAAACAGAGGUUUUAUUGAUCAAGAAUCAUGUUCUACUUGUGGGACAACUUCUAAAAAUGUUAAGAAAUGCUCAAAAUGCAAGAAAGUUUGGUAUUGCAAUGUGGAGUGUCAGAGGUUAUCAUGGACCCUUGGUAAUCAUAAGAAAUUGUGUAAAAUUUGGUCGGGACAGAAUCAAGAAAAAUCAAAGUAACGUUUUUCGAUGACUCUAACAAACUACAACAGUGACAUCAAUUUAAUGAUGAUUGCUGAUUUUUAAAAUA